UUUUUUUUUUUUUGACAGGCAGAGUGGACAGUGAGAGAGAGAGAGAAAGGUCUUCCUUUUCCAUUGGUUCACCCCACAAUGGCCGCUGCGGCUGGCGCACCUCGCUGAUCCGAAGCCGGGAGCCAGCAUCCCAUAUAGGUGCUGGGUUCUAGUCCCGGCUGCUCCUCUUCCAAUCCAGCUCUCUGCUAUGACCUGGGAAAGCAGUGGAAGAUGGCCCAAGUCCUUGGGCCCCUGCACCCGCAUGGGAGACCCUGAGGAGGUUCCUGGCUCCUGGCUUCAGAUCACCGUAGCUCCAGCUGUUGCAGCCAUCUGGGGAGUGAACCAACAGAAGGAAGACCUCUCUCUCUGUCUCUCCCUCUCAUUGUCUGUAACUCUACCUCUCAAAUAAAUAAGUAAAAUCUUUAAAAAAAAUUACUUGCAGAUGAGUGUCCACCUAGGUGACAACACAGGAAGUCAGGACAGGACGGUGGCAAGUGUUUUGAGGGGACCAAAGCCACAGGAUGAAGGCCUGUCUACACAGGAGGGCAUGGCUGUUGAGACUCCCCAGCAGGAACCACGUGGGGCUGUGAGAACGUGAGGAAUCCAGUGUCUACACUGGGCCAUUGUGCUGUGCCGCCCAGGGCAGGCGCUGAUUUGUAAAACAGCAGAGCUUCGGUUGGUAUCACAGUGGUGAGGUCACGACCGCCGGGGGCUUUGGAAUUUUGUCUUCAGAAGAAUUUUGCUUACCAAGCUACAUACUUUCCUAGUCAUCAGUUUAAUCGGGGCAAGAUGAAAAGGUGCUAAUAAACAAAGAAACAAGAAAAUAACCCAGCGGGCUCCGGGGGAGGGGGAGGGGUAGCCCCUGCGGUGUGUGGGGCAAGGAGGGGAAGGCAGAGAAAUAGGACGUCCCUGCCAGAGGAGGGGGCACACGGGGCCCUGUGUGCACCUGUGUGUGCAUGUGGGGUGUAUGUACAGUGUCUGUGUGUGUUGCAUGUGUUUGUGUGUUUUUGUCUGGUAUGUAUCCACAAGUUUUAGUCUGUGUGCAAAUAUCUGUAUCUGUGUAUCUGUCAAAGUCUGUGUUGCUUGUAUUUGUGCAUGUGUCUGUAUGUCUGUGUUUCUGGUAUGUAUCCACAAGUGUGUGUGUGUGUGUGUGUGUCCAUGUGUCUGUGUGUGUCUGGUAUGUAUCCACAAGUGUCUGAGCCUGUGUACAGGUGUCUAUAUCUGAGUGUCUGUCUAGGUAUGUGCUGCUUAUAUUUGUGCAUUCGUCUGAGUGUAUUUCUGGUAUGUAUCCACAAAUGUGUGUGUGUGUGUGUGUCCACGUGUCUGUGUAUGUCUGGGAUGUAUCCACAGGUGUCUGUGUCUGUAUGUGUCUGGGUGGCUGUCUGUGCCUGGUUUGUAUCCACAGGUGUCUGAGUCUGUGUACAGGUGUCUACAUCUGUGUGUCUGUCUAGAUGUGUGCUGCUUGUGUUUGUGCAUGUAUCUUGUAUGUAUCCACAGGUGUCUGUGCCUGUGUACAGGUGUCUGUCUGUGCUGCAUGUGUCUCUCUGUGUGUUGCAUGUUUGCAUAUGUGUAUCCACAGGUAUCUGUGUAUGCAUUGUAUGUGUUUGCAUGUGUGUCUUGUGUCCACAGGUGUCUGUGUACAGGUGUCUAUAUCUGUGUGUCUGUGUUGCGUGUGUCUGUGUGUCCCUGUGUCUUCCUGUGCAUGGGCAAUGUAUGGUGUCACUUUCUGAACCUCUACCCCCUAGGGAGCCCCUCUCAGGGGGGCAGAUCCAGGGGACCCUCACCACCCCAGUUCCUGGUUACAUUGCCGCUGGCUCUCCCCUGCCUGAAGUUCUCUCCACGGCCCUUCCCAGCAACCAUGCAAGGGCUGUCUGCUGGCCAUGGGAAUGUCCGCUUUCCCUAGAGCUGAGGUCACUGUUGAGGACUUGCUCCCCUGUCUGAGUGAAGGACUGUCCCCCCAACCCAACCUCAAGGUCUGAGUGGAGCAGGCAGAGGGUUACGGGAGGGAUGGCCAGGGAUUGGGAUGCACAUGUGGACAGAGGCUUCCUCGCAGUGCAUGGCUCCACCUGCUCGGGUCUGCGGUCACUCUGAGUUGUCCCUGGUAGAUGGGACACCUGACACCAUCAGACACACUGCAUGGCCUUCAGGCAGUUCAUGAUGGCUCGCACUGCGGCCUCACGGUUCUCUCCCUCUUGUCUGAGGGCCGCCCAUGUCAAGUCCUUCCUCCCUUCCUAGGGCACUGUGUGCCCCAGAGAGGCUGACAGGAAGAUGUGGGGAGCUGGGGGAGAUUGAUCUGUAGUUGGAGAAAAGCCCCUGGGGGUGUGGGGAGUGCAAGGAACGCCUGGGCCUCCCAAAGCACUCCAGCCCAGCAACAGCCUUUGCCCGCUUAGCACUGAAGUGUCCAAAAGAAACUUUACUAAGAACUGAGGGAAAUACUGAAAAUAGCAUCAGAACAGCCAAGGGCAUGUUUCUGACUGUAGGUAGCUAGCAUCUGGCCACGGUCACUGCAUUGGCCCUGUCUGCAGGGCCCAGCGCAGUCCUGUGCUGCCUUGGCCCUGCCACCCAGCCAAGGCACCGAGGCAGUGACAGUGGGGUCUGUGGAGUCUGUGGGAAGACCUUCGAGGGGGUGCGGGGACCCUUUGGGAGGCACAAAUGAAGUCCACGCAGAUGAAGUGCACAGCAGGUGAAGCCCAUGCAGAGACAGAGACAGAGAGAGAGAGAGAGGAGAGAUCUUCCACCUGCUGGUUUACUCUCAAAUGCCUCCAGUGGCUGGGGCUGGGCCAGGCUGAAGCCAAGAGCUCUGAACUCAACUGGAUCUUCCAUGUAAGCAUCAUCCGCUGCCUCCCAGGGUGUGAGUUAGCAGGAAGCUGGGAUUGGGAGUGGAGCUGGAACUGGAACCCAGGCACUCUGAUGUGCAGGGAUCCCAAGCAGCAUCCUAACCACUAGGCCAAACGCCUACUGCUAUAGUUGAGUUCUAAUAAUCUACUUGUAAACAUCAAAUCAGCACAGCUUGGUUACUGCAUGUGUUCGCUUCUUGGGCUGCCAUAGCAAAGUGCUCAUAACUGGUUGGCCCUAGUUUCUGGGGGCCAGAAGUCCAGAACCAAGACAUUGCAAGGGCUGUGACCCCUCAGCUGGUGGGCAUCUCUGGGGCAGCUCCAGGGAGAACCCUUCUUUGCUGCUUCCAGUGUCUGCUGAGCUGGGGAGCCCUGGUGACCCUUCGCUGGUGGAGACCCCAUUCUGUCUACCCACCACAGCACCCAUGUCCACAUCUUUCCUACCCUGACAACCCAAUUUCAAUUUGAUUGAAUUUGCAAAGACCUAGUUUCCAAAUAAGAUCCCACCUGAUGUGUGUGUGGAGAACAAAUCCUGGGCCCCACCCCAGGAAGCUUAGUGAUAUGCACCCCUCUUAAGAACAAUUUUUAGGGACAGCGCUAUGGUACAGCAAGUUAAGUCUGCAGUGCCAGCAUCCCAUAUGGGCACUGGUUUGAAUCCUGCUGUUCUAUUUAUUUUUAUUUUUUUGACAGGCAGAGUGGACAGUGAGAGAGAGAGAGACAGAGAAAGGUCUUCCUUUGCCAUUGGUUCACCCUCCAAUGGCCGGCGCGCUGCGGCCGGCGCACCACGCUGAUCCGAUGGCAGGAGCCAGGUACUUAUCCUGGUCUCCCAUAGGGUGCAGGGCCCAAGUACUUGGGCCAUCCUCCACUGCACUCCCUGGCCACAGCAGAGAGCUGGCCUGGAAGAGGGGCAACCGGGACAGAAUCCGGCACCCUGACCAGGACUAGAACCCGGUGUGCCGGCGCCACAAGGCGGAGGAUUAGCCUAGUGAGCCGCGGCGCCGGCUGAAUCCUGCUGUUCUACUUCAGAUCCAGCUCCCUGCUAAUGUGACUGGAAAAGCAGUGGAGGAUGGUCCAGGUGCUAGGGCCCCUGCAUCCACGUGGGAGACUGGGAGGAGACUUCAGGCUCCUGGCUUCAGAUUAGCACAGCACUGGCCAUGGUGGCCAUUUGGGGAGUGAACCAGUGGAUGGACGAUCUCUCUUUCUCUUUCAGUCUCUCCCCCCCUCCCUCUGUAACUUGGCCUUUCAUGUAGAUAAAAACAAAUUAAAAAAAAAAAAGAGGGGCUGGCGCUGUGGCACAGUGGGUUAAAGCUGUGGCCUGCAGCACAGGCAUCCCAUAUGGGCACCGGUUCAAGUCCCGGCUGCUCCACUUCUGAUCCAGCUCUCUGCUGUGGCCUGGGAAAGCAGUAGAAGAUGGCCUAAGCCCUUGGACCCCUGCAUCCACAUGGGAGACCCAGAAGAAGCUCCUGGCUCCUGGCUUUGGAUCAUCUCAGCUCUGGCCGUUGCAGUCAUUUGGGAAGUGAACCAGUGAAUGGAAGACCUCUCUCUCUCUCUCUCUCUCUCUCUCUGGCUCUACCUCUCUGUAACUCUGUCUUUCAAAUAAGUAUUUAAAAAAAAUAAAAAAUAGAAAUCUAUAUUCAUUUUUUAAAAUUAAAGACUCAAUCAAUAACAUAAAAUGCACCAAUGGUAGGAUUUUUUUAAAGCAUUUUAUUAUGUUUUAAAAUUUGCUUUAAUUAUUUGAAAGGCAGAGAGACACUGACAGAGAGCUCCUACCUGUCAGUUCACUCUUCAAAUGCCCUCAAAGUCUAGCACUGGGCCACAUCAAAGCCAAGAAUCCGCCACUCCGUCUGGUCUCCCGUUUGAGUGGCAGGGCAUCACCUGCUGCCUGCCUCCCAGGUGUGCACUCAGCAGGAAGUUGGAAUUGGGAGUGGAGCUGGAACUCACACCCGGGCACUCCAGGACGGGACGUGAGUGUCCCAGUGGAGUCUCUUCUGCUGCCCCAGACGCCUGCCCAGAAGGGUUUUGUGGUUGCCCACACUGUGCACUUUGCACCCUUUCCCUUGCCAGGGAACUCACUGGUGAGUUUCUGGGCCUUCCACAGCACACACUGCUGGGAUGAGACGCCACGUGUUCAACAGCAUGGUUGAGCUGUGUCCUCCCAGAAGGUGGAUCUGCGUGCUAGCCCCAGGACCUGUCAGUGUUGUCAUUUGGAAAUGGGAACUUUGCAUAAUCCAGUUAAGAUGAGGUCAUCACAGUGGGCCCGGAUCCAGUGGUCUGCUGUCCCGAGAACACACGGGGAUUUGGGGGAGCCAGGGCUGCCUGCAGCUCCAGAGUGGGAGAGGCCGGGAGGCCUGUCUGGUGCUGCCCUAGUCGCUCUAGCUGGCACAUCGGGCUCCACACACUUUGAUUUUGGACUCUGUCCUCCAGAGCUGCUGUUGGAAACUGCCUGGUCUGUGGUCAUUUGUGAUGGCAGCUCGGGCACUCACACACAUCUGGGUGCUCACACAUAUCUGUGUCCUCACACAUACCCAGACCCUCACACACACCCGGACCCUCACACAUACCCGGGCCCUCACACACACCCGGGCCUUCACACACACCCGGACCCUCACACACACCCGGAUCCUCACAUACACCUGGGCCCUCACACAUACCCAGACCCUCACAAACACGCAGACCCUCACACAUACCUGGGUACUCACACACACCCGGACCUUCACACACACCCGGGCCCUCACACACACCCGGAUCCUCACACACACCUGGAUCCUCACACACAACUGGAUCCUCACAUACACCUGGGCCCUCACACAUACCCAGACCCUCACAAACACACAGACCCUCAAACAUACCUGGGUACUCACACACACCCGGACCUUCACACACACCCGGGCCCUCACACACACCCGGAUCCUCACACACACCUGGAUCCUCACACACAACUGGAUCCUCACAUACACCUGGGCCCUCACACAUACCUGGGCCCUCACACAUACCUGGGUACUCACACAUACCCGGGCCCUCACACACACCCGGGCCUUCACACACACCCGGACCCCCACACACACCUGGAUCCUCACACACAACCGGAUCCUCACAUACACCUGGGCCCUCACACAUACCCAGACCCUCACAAACACGCAGACCCUCACACAUACCUGGGUACUCACACACACCCGGACCCUCACACACACCCGGGCCCUCACACACACCCGGGCCUUCACACACACCCGGGCCCUCACACACACCCGGACCCUCACACACACCCAGAUCCUCACACACACCCGGGCCUUCACACACACCCGGGCCCUCACACACAUCUGGGCCCUCACACACAACCGGAACCUCACACACACUUGGGUCCUCACACACACCCAGAUUCUCACACACAUCUGGGCCCUGACACACACUCGGGCCUUCACACACACCUGGAUCCUCACACACACCCGGAUCCUCACACACAACCGGAUCCUCACACACACUCGGACCGUCACAUACUCCUGGGCCCAACACACACCUGGAUCCUCACACACACCCAGGCCCUCACACACACCCGGGCCUUCACACACACCCGGGCCCUCACACACACCCAGAUCCUCACACACACUUGGGCCCUCACACACACUCGGGCCUUCACACACACCCGGGCCCUCACACACACUGGGGCCCUCACACACACUUCGGGCCUUCACACACACUUGGGCCUUCACACACACCCGGACCCUCACACACACCCAGAUUCUCACACACAACCGGAUCCUCACACACAUCCGGGCCCUCACACACACCCGGACCCUCACACACACCCAGAUUCUCACACACACCCGGAUCCUCACACACAUCCGGGCCCUCACACACACCCAGAUCCUCACACACACUCGGACCAUCACAUACUCCUGGGCCCAACACACACCUGGAUCCUCACACACACCCAGGACCUCACACACACCUGGGCCCUCACACACACCUGGACCCUCACACACACUCGGACCCAAACACACUCUCGGGCCUUCACACACACCCGGAUCCUCACACACAUCCGGGCCCUGACACACACUCGGGCCUUCACACACACCCGGAUCCUCACACACAUCCGGGCCCUCACACACACUCGGGCCUUCACACACACCAAGAUCCUCACACACACUCGGACCCAAACACACUCUCGGGCCUUCACACACACCCGGAUCCUCACACACACCCGGACCCUCACACACACCCGGACCCUCACACACAACCGGAUCCUCACACACAUCCAGGCCCUCACACACACCCGGACCCUCACACACACCUGGGCCCUCACACACACCCGGACCCUCACGCACACCCAGAUCCUCACACACAUCCGGGCCCUCACACACACUCGGGCCUUCACACACUCCCGGGCCCUCACACACACACCUGGACCCUCACACACACCCGGACCCUCACACACACCCGGGCCCUCACACACACCCGGAUCCUCACACACACCCGGGCCCUCACACACACUCGGGCCUUCACACACACCAAGAUCCUCACACACACUUGGACCCAAACACACUCUCGGGCCUUCACACACACCCGGAUCCUCACACACACCCGGGCCUUCACACACACCCGGGCCCUCACACACACCCGGGCCCUCACACACACUCGGAUCCUCACACACAUCCGGGCCCUCACACACACCCAGAUCCUCACACACAUCCGGGCCCUCACACACUCCUGGACCCUCACGUACACCCGGGCCCUCACACACACCCGGAUCCUCACACACAUCCGGGCCCUCACACACACCCAGAUCCUCACACACACUCGGACCAUCACAUACUCCUGGGCCCAACACACACCUGGAUCCUCACACACACCCAGGACCUCACACACACCUGGGCCCUCACACACACCUGGACCCUCACACACACCCGGGCCUUCACAAACACCCGGAUCCUCACACACACCCGGAUCCUCACACACACUUGGGCCCUCACACACACCCGGACCCUCACACACACCCGGGCCCUCAUACACACCCGGACCCUCACACACACCCGAGCCCUCACACACACCCGGAUCCUCAUGUACACCUGGGCCCUCACACACACCUGGGCCCUCACACACACCCAGGCCCUCACACACACCCGGACCCUCACACACACCCAGAUCCUCACACACACCCGGGCCCUCACACACACCCGGACCCUCACACACACCCGGACCCUCACACACACCCAGAUCCUCACACACACCCGGGCCCUCACACACACCCGGACCCUCACACACACCCGGACCCUCACACACACCCGGGCCUUCACACACACCCAGAUCCUCACACACACCCGGACCCUCACACACACCCGGAUCCUCACACACACUUGGGCCCUCACACACACCCGGACCCUCACACACACCCGGACCCUCACACACACCCGGGCCUUCACACACACCCGGGCCCUCACACACACCCGUAUCCUCACACACACUUGGGCCCUCACACACACCCGGACCCUCACACACACCCGGGCCCUCACACACACCCAGAUCCUCACACACACUUGGGCCCUCACACACACCCGGAUCCUCACACACACCCGGACCCUCACACACACCCGGGCCUUCACACACACCCGGGCCCUCACACACACCCGGACUCUCACACACACCCGGAUCCUCACACACACCCGGGCCUUCACACACACCCGGGCCCUCACACACACCCGGACUCUCACACACACCCGGAUCCUCACACACACCCGGACCCUCACACACACCCGGAUCCUCACACACACCCGGGCCCUCACACACACCCAUAUCCUCACGCACACUUGGGCCCUCACACACACCCAGACCCUCACAUACACCUGGGCCCUCACACACACCCGGGCCCUCACACACACCUGGACCCUCACACACACCUGGGCCCUCACACACACUGGGAGCUGCUGGCUUGGUGACCCCUCCAGGCCCUGGGGGGGGUCCUGCCUGGGCCUGCGGCCAGCACUGCUGGAGGGGUCUGCACAAGAGGUGGAAGCUGCCACUGCUCCACCCCCUUCUCCAGCACGUGGACCUGCAUGUCGAUGCCACUGCCUCCCUCCACCCCAUCUGCUGGUGCCCCGGGGUUCUCCAGCCCUCUUCCUUUCUGGGCCUGGGAAUGGAAGAGGCUGGUGAAGGAGCCAGGCCUGGGGUGGGGACAGAGGGGCUCCCAGCCAGGUGGGGAGUCCACCUCUACCAGGCCCCUCGGCAGCCCAGAGGUGGUGGCCUGAGCCCCCAGGAUGCCCUGCUUAGCACUGGGAGCACGGAACAUGCCCCGUGAGACCAGCACCACCGACAGACAGGGCAGCCAGCUGUGCAGGGCCACACAGACCUGAGGGAGUUGCUCAAGACCCUCAUCGCUUUCAGCACAAUGACAGGGCCUGGGUGUGGCAGAGAACCCCGCGCUGCCCCUCAGUGGGUUUCUCACACAUCCUGGCAGCUCAGAGGCCAGGGUGGGCUGGCAGCACUUGGGCAGAUGGCUGCUCCCAGGGUGCUCUCCAGCAGGGGUGGCUGUGCUGGCCUACAGGCCCCCAGCGGGCCCUGGUCUAACCCACCUGGAGCCAGGCUUCUGGCUUCACCUACAGAGAUCCCGGCACACGGCCAUGCACCUCCACCAGGCCACAUGCACCUCUACCUUGGCCACAGAGGGUGCCCUGGGAGAAGCACCUCCUCGCUGGGGAUUCCAGAACCCUGUGCAGAACAAGAAAUGAGGCCGUCACCCCAGGACUGCCCACCCACCACUACCACAGGGGUCCUGCUUCGGGACCACCUCUGAGGCCAGGGGUCUCCUGGCCCUGGCUCCCACUGGCUCUGGGGCCCUGCCUCAAGCCUGGCCAGGCCUCUAAGGGCAGCUCCACACUCAUUUGGCAGUGUGGGGUGGUGUCACAGCCCAGGAAUGCAGGAAGAAGCGCGGACUCUGGCACAGGGAUGGUGCAGCACACCGAGAAUGUGCCCUUACAGAGAUAAUUGUGCAUUUGGGAACCACAGCCUAAUGGCCCCAACGGAUGCCACCAGCAGUUUCCUUCAUGGCGAGCUGAGACCACAGUGGUGCCAUGGGGGGAAGGCGUCCCCAAGCCUCCAGAGAUGACCACGCUGCUUGGGCCCCUACCAUCCUGACCAAGGGUGCCUGGGAUGGGCUGGGCCUGACUGUGGGCGCCCCUGCAGCCCAAGGAGGCCCCAAGGCAGGGCCGACACAGGGCUGUCAGCACCGAGGCCUGAUUUCAGGGGAGGAGCCUGAUCACUGCAUACUGGGCAGGCAGCGUGGGCAGCGUGAGCUGAAUGACCCCAUUGUGUGGAGUGAGGCUGAGAGGCCAAACCCAGCAGGCUGGGCAGAGCUGUGCCUUUCCAACCUCCGUUCCUCUGUGCCCCCCAGACCAGGGAUCUCAGCAAGCACCGAGCAGUGGAGCUUAGUGUGGCCUUCUGGACAGACAGCCCUGGGCGACAGCGCCUGCCUCCAGGGAGCAGCCUCCUCUGACGCACUGUGCCCGGGCCUGUCUUCCCAAGGGAGGCGGGUCACCACACCUGUGGGAGCCUUGGCUGUCUGAGCCAGCAGGUGAGGCCUAGGCGGCCCCUGCAGCUGAGGCCACCUGGUACCCAGGAGGCAUCUGGGCGUGUGCCCCAAUUUGCACUUUCAGUCUAGUGAGAACCUCUCACUUCCCACUUUUAUCCAGAGCGGCGAGGGACUCAGCAUCUGUGUGGUUGGUGUGGUCCAGAGAGCUGGAGUCUGUGUCCAUGGGCAGAGGAUGGCCUUUGAGGCCCAGUUUCCCUCGGCUCCCUCAGCUUGGGCUUCACCUCAGGAGCAGGCAGCAGGUGCAGAUGUCACAUUGGAAACCCAUCAGUCACCAAACCAUUACAGUGUUGAUUUCUCCUGUGGCCAACUGGUUUGAACUUUGACAGGCUGGCUGUGGGCACCUUGGGCAGCCUGGAGGUGAGGGUGGGGUCAGAAGCAAGCAGGGAGCACACUGCAUCGUGGACACAAGCAACGAACCAUCAGCUGCAUUGCUGGUGGCACAGCACUCAGCAGUCCCUGGGGUUCUGAUGAGGAACGACCUUCCCUGCACACACACGGUGGCACAGCACAUGACCCUGGCCCUGUGUUUUGUCUGACAAGGCCCUGGCCAUCCCUGGAGCUGAGGAACUGACUGUUCUGCAAACUCACGACUUCUUUUUUCCUCAAAUCCUGCUCAUAAGAAGUGUGGGGGUCUCCAUGCCUCCACUGGGGGAGACCGAGGCCUGGCAGUGCCGCAUUGCUGAGACCAAGUGAGAGUCAUGGGUAGAAGGAAGGAGCUGCCGGCCGUGACCAGUGGCCCAUCCUGUGCUGGCCCCGAGGGUCAGCUUUGGCAGGGAGCAGGGAGAGGGCCAGCGCGGGGUUCCGCUGAGGGAGUCCGGCUCCUCGGAAGCCCCGGAUCCCGUCGCAUCCUCACUCGCAGCAGCAGGGCUAAGGGGGAAAUCGCAGCGCCCUCUCCCCAAAACUUCAAGCCCAAAACCUCAGGAGUCAUCCCGAGGAAUCUCCACCCCUUUCUCCCUGGGAGACCUGAGAUGGAUGGGGGGUUGUUGAGGGACUGGGGGCAUGGGUCUCCCCUUCAUGUGUGUGUGUGUGGAGGGAGAGGGAUUGGGUCUCCUGCCUUCAUGUGUGUGUGUGGGGGGUUGUGUGUGUGUGUGUAUGGGUGAGGGGAGGGGUUGGAUCUCCUGCCCUUCAUGUGUGUGUGGGUGAGGGGAGGGGUUGCAUCUCCUGCCCUUCAUGUGUGUGUGGGUGAGGGGAGGGGUUGCAUCUCCUGCCCUUCAUGUGUGUGUGGGUGUAGAGGGGUUGGGUCUCCCCUUCAUGUAUGUGGGUGUGGGUGUAGAGGGGUUGGGUCUCCCCUUCAUGUAUGUGGGUGUGGGUGUAGAGGGGUUGGGUCUCCCCUUCAUGUAUGUGUGUGGGUUGGGGGGAGGGGUUGGGUCUCCUGCCCUGUGUGUGUGUGUGUGUGUGUGCGGGGGGGUUGAGUCAAUGCUGUUCUUCUGAGCCCACGGUCGGGGUCACAUGGGACCCACACACCUGAGCAGCUCGAGAUUUCAGCGCAAGAAGGAGCCUGGGCGGAGUGGGCAGACUGUAGGGCCUGUGUCUGCCCCAGGUUGUGGUGGAUCUCGUCCAGGUGCCAUCCCCGGUGCAGCUUCUGCGUGUUGUCAUUAAAUCCCAGGAUGUGGAAUCUCAUCUCUGGCAAUCCUGUCUUCCCCGUGGUGGAGCCGAUGGGCAGAGUCGGAGCCAUGUCCUGCCCUUGCCAGAUGUUUGCGGCCAGAUCGGCUCCCGGGUCCUGUCCCCUCUGCAGUUCAGGGCUGGACGCAGGGGCCUGGAGUCUGCCAGAGCAAUCUCCCCAGAAGGCAGUGUCUUGGAUCCACUGCAUUGAGCACACUGCUGUGUCAUGAAAUGUCCACAGGCUGGAGCUCCCUGCUCCUCUUUUGUGACCCAGAGCAGCUGUUGUGGCCAGAUCUGGGCCCUGGUGCUCCUGGGAGGAUGGCGCCGGCCACCGUGGGCUCAGAUCAUGCCUGAAAAUGGUGAGACUGAGGUGGGGUGGGAGACACUUCCUUACCGUGAGGCUCUGGCUUCCUUGCACUCUCACCCUGGGGAGAAUGUUGGGAAAGGUUUGGCCACAGUACCCAGACAGCUUCUAGUUCAGGCUACCCUUGGGCUGGGUGACGUUGGGCAGGUGGCUACCCUUGGGCUGGGUGACGUUGGGCAGGCUUCUUUGGACCUCGCUUAGGGCAACUCCCAGUGCCUUUCCCCUCCUUCCCUCCAGCUCCUGUGUGAAGGUGUCUCCUAAGGUUUAGGCGCAUCGGGUAUGGUGUACACAGGGCAUGGCUCCACUCUAGUCUCUCCCCCAGUAAAACUUCCCAGAGGCCAGGUUACUGCCCUGGGAAUCCAGGGCCUACACUGUCCCGAGUCUUCCUCUCUUUGCAGCUGUCCAGGACUGGGCAGAGGCUCAGGGGUCUGUGCUGACUGUGUGGGUGUCUGGGCUCAGCCCUGCUGUUCAGACAGCACACACCUUGUGUGCUGACCCCAGGACUCUGCUGGUGUCGUGGCAACUGGAGGCCGCGGCUGUCUCCACGGCAGCGGCUGCUCCUGACCUCCCCCAGAGUUCUUGCUCCUUGGAGGCCCUGUCUGGGUUGCCCAGGAGCCUGAGCAUGAGGCGGCUGAGGCCAGCAGCUUAUGGCUCUUGGUGUCAGAGGAAGGUAAGGGCGGGUGAGCAAUGAGCUGUGAUGGGGGCGGCUGGGAUCCCAGACAGUCGUGGCCUCAUGGGGCCAGACGGCUUUGUCAGCCCUCCUUCAACUGACCCCAGCUCUGGUGGGCAAACAUUGAGAAAACUGUGGGAAUAGAGACUGUUGACCAAACGCGGAGAAGGAGGCACUGAGCCUGAGAAAAGUCUGCAGAGAGCAAACACUGUGGGUGCUGACCCCGCUGGAACAGUGACUGCUGUUGCGAGAGCCUGGCCCUGGCUGGGGCCUUCCCAUGCCAGCCAGGGUGGGGACCGGCGGGUGGGGUUCCUUCUCCCGUGUAAGUGGGCAGCCCUCCCCAGCCCCCUGAGGCCUGAGCAGGUAGGGUCUGGGUGUCGUGUCCACCCAGGUCUCCUUCUGGGCCUGGGCAGGAUUGAGGGCUUGUCUCAGAGUGGCAGGAGAUGGACAGGGACAAUGUUUACACAGGUUAGUAACAAAGGUAUUGACGAGGCCGCUUGGACUUGGCGUGUUUUCUGGGAAGCUGAGCCUGGUGGGCAGUGCGUACUCUGGCACAAGGGCCUGCACUGGAAGACGAGACUCAGAGCACCUGAAGGUUCCAAGUGGCAUUGAAGGAGCUGGCGCUGAGGUGCAGCAGGUUAACACCUUGGCCUGAAGCACCAGCAUCCCAUAUGCAUGCCGGGUCGAGACCCGACUGCUCCACUUGCAAUCCAGCUUUUUGCUAUGUCCUGGGAAAGCAGUAGAAGAUGCCCCAAGUCCUUGGGCCCCUGCACCCACAUGGGAGACCCGGAGGAAGCUCCUGCCUCCUGGCUUCGGAUCGGCAGCAGUUGCGGCCAAUUGGGGAGUGAGCCAGCGGAUGGAAGACCUCUUUCUCUCUCGCUCUGCCUCUCCUCUCUCUGUGUAACUCUGAUUUUCAAAUAAAUAAAUAAAUCUUUUUUUAAAAAAAAAAAAAAAGAAAAUUGGCAUUGCAGGCAUUGCAAAGAGAAUCUGGGGGCUUGGCCUGGCAGUCAGCUCACUGGGCACAGAGGCCAUGAACUCAACUGCCCACAGCAGGACGGUGUCAGACCCCAGCUCCUGGUAUGGUUCCAUCAGCACCAUGCAAUCUCUCCACGUGCUGGGCCUGUGCUUGAGGACCCUCACCCGCAGAGGACAUAACCCUGAGGCAGAAACCAGAAUGCCCUGGGCGUGGCUCCUGGGAGACCUGUGCGUCUGCCGCAGAAGCCUCUGACGAUCAGCGCUCGUCACGCAGAAACACAGAAUGCGGGGCCUGGAGAGCUCUGCGUCACACAUUUUCCAUAAAAAUGCUUUUCAGGUUUUUUUUUUUCACUUACUUGAAAGGCACAGACAGAAACAGACAAAUAUACAGAGAGAUCUCCCAUCUGCUGGUUCAUUCCCCAAAUGCCCACAGCAGCUGGGACUGGGCCAGGUCCAAGCCAGAGCAGGGAACUCAAUUCAAGUCUCCCACAGGAGACGGGAACCCAAGUACCUCGUCCCUCGCUGCUGCCUCCCAGGUGUGCAGCUCUUCUUUUCCCUUGUUGAUUGACACGUACUAACCUUGUGUGUUAGGGACAUGGGCCAUUUCGGUGCGUGUGCACACUGUGUGAUCAGCCUCUGUCAUAACCACAGACGUUUCUCAUUUCAAAAUCUUCUCUCCAUUAACAGUGGCGGCCACUUCUGCUCACACCUUCAAGAAAUGUCUGCACAGCCGUUCACCUGCUUUGAGUUGGAUUAUUCAGGGCUGGGUUUUGGGGGUUGCUUGUUUUGUUUUGUCCUUUUGUUUUGACGCUGUUUGGGUUCCUUAUUCAUUCUGGAAGCCAAUCCCUGUGGAAGGAAGAGUCUCGAAUGUCUCCUGUUCUGCAGGUUGGCUGCUCAGCUAUUUCCUCUGCUGCACGGAAACUGAGUGUAAUGUGACCCCACUUGCCACUCUGCUUUUGUUGCUGUGCUUUGGGGUCCAACUCCAAGAGUCUUUGCCCAGACUUGUGCCCCAAAAUGUUUCCUCCAUACUUCCUGCUGGCGGUUUCGUGGUCUUGGAUCUCAGGUUUCAGCGUCCGGCCCACUUCGCCUUGGGUUCUGUGUGUGGUGAGAAUGGGGCUCCUGUGCUUUCCCUGCAGGUGGGUCCCCGGUUCCCCCAGGAUCGUUGACUGCGGCCUUCUCCCAGCAGAGUUCUUCCUCCCUGUGUGGAGGAUCGGCCGUCUAUGUGCGUUUGCUCUUCCUGGGCUCCCUCUUCUCUUCCAUCACCAGUGCCACGGUUCCGGUCCUGGCUGCUCUGCUUCUGAUCCAGCUUCCUGCUAAUGCCCCUGGGAAGACAGCAGAUGAUGGUCCAGUGCUUGGGCUGCUGCACUCAUGUGGGAGACCCAGGCUCCUGACUUCGGCCUGGCCCAGCCCCAGCUAUUGCAGUCAUUUGAGGAGUGAGAAGAUCUUCUCUCUGUCUCUUGCUGAUGCUCUUUGUUUCAAAUAAACAAAUAAAUGAUUUUUUAAAAGAAGAAUGAGAUGUCAGUCUUUGUAUUCAUAUGAAG
Oryctolagus cuniculus (rabbit) is the source of this 15544-nucleotide messenger RNA. Lineage: Eukaryota; Metazoa; Chordata; Mammalia; Lagomorpha; Leporidae. The record is from RefSeq and is a predicted model, not a curated record.